Messenger RNA from Notothenia coriiceps (black rockcod), 596 nucleotides. Its product is annotated as basement membrane-specific heparan sulfate proteoglycan core protein-like. The record is from RefSeq and is a predicted model, not a curated record. The transcript has 4 exons. NCBI's taxonomy places the organism in Eukaryota, Metazoa, Chordata, Actinopteri, Perciformes, Nototheniidae. The annotation marks the transcript as partial.
GGGUGAACGUGUCGUACCCCUCGCGCCCCGGCACCCCCCCCCUGUCCUCCACCCAGCUGCUGGUGAACCCCGAGCUGCAGGAGUUCCAGCUGGUGGAUCUGUCCCGACGCUUCCUCAACCUCGACUCCUUCUGGACGCUGCCCCGCCACUUCCUGGGGAGCAAGAUCGACUCGUACGGCGGAACUCUGAAGUUUAAGAUCCGUUACACUCUGGCCCGCGGUCUCUCAGAGCCGGUGGAGAAGCCCGAUGUGAUCCUGGUGGGGAACGGACGCCGGCUGGUCUACAAGCGAGGAAAACCCACCCCCGCCCAGGUGGCGAACCAGAGGGAGAUCAGCUUCACUGAGGAUAAGUGGCAGCACUCUAACGGGCGACCGGUGACACGGGACGACCUCCUGAUGACCCUCGCUGACCUCGACAGCAUCAGCAUCAGAACCAUCUACGAUAGUCACAUGGUCAGCGUGGCGCUCAGCGACAUCGUGAUGGAGACCACCACCGUGGAGUUCAGCACCAUGGGGCACGCGUACGACGUCGAGGAGUGCAGAUGUCCCCCGGUUACCCCGGUUACCCUGGUUACUCCGGUCUCUCCUGUGAGUCGU